CAACAACUCCGCCAUCGGCGAAGCAUCAGCGAUAUUGCACUCGACUUUGUGCAUCACCAGAGGAGAGACGGCCUCAAGAAUGUGGAUUUGCGAGGUCUAGUCAGAGUGUGUGGGAAGAGUACGCUCUACUUGCCGACCGAAUAUGCCCCUGGCUCCCUAGUGUUGCCAACAUGCUUCCGCGCAACUGCACAAUAUCUUGUUCAACGUGCUGAAGCAAGAGGCAUAUUUCGCGUGCCGGGAUCAGUACGAGUUGUGAACGCUCUCUAUGAGUAUUACUGUGCCGACCUGAACAACGACGAGAUUGCCACCACAACGAGGAACCCCAAUCUUCCCUCGCAUCUCAACUGCGGCGUGCAUGAUGUUGCUUCUACUUUUAAGCGUCUGCUGGCUGGCUUGCCUGGAGGCAUUCUCGGGUCUCUUGCCCUCUUCGAUGCCCUUGUCGCCAUCCAUAGUCAACUUGAUACUGACCCCGAGGUUACGAAAACCAGAGAAACCAAGCUGCGAGCAAGACUUAUUGCUCUAGCCAUCGGUACGGUUGAGUUGCAGCAUCAACGAGAGCUAAUAUGUGCCGUGUUUGGCUUGUUGUGUUUCAUCGGAAGAGUAGCAGAGAACGCGCCGAGGGAAGACGAUACGGGUAGACCAUUACCAACAGCAGACUUGAUGGGCUAUAGUUCUUUAGGCAUCAUCUUUGGGCCUCUUCUCGUCGGCGACUUGAUUAACACCUACAAGAUGAAGAUCGCAAACCCCACCGCUGGUCUCGUUUUAUUACCAGUAACACCACCCAGGUCAAAGAAGCAAAAGAAGUCCAGAACACCUAGGCUGGAAGCACCAGCUUUGAUCACGGUUGACAAAAUACACGUGGCAAAUAAUAUUACGGAGAUGCUUAUCACUCAUUGGAGAGAAGUAGUCCGACAGUUGCGAAGUUUGAAUGCGCUCAGAACACAAAGAGAUGUCAUGUACUCCGGACAAAAAAACCGAAGGGGAGAACUGCGGUCCUCGGCGUCAGACUCUUUCUCCAUGAGAAAGCCUCCAGAUUGGAGCGCCCCCAGGCCCUCGACCCGACGCAAAGAGGGAAGUAGUUCGCCCAUUGCAGUUAGCCCUACGCCCUCGCCAAGUAAGUUUUAG
Messenger RNA from Pseudomassariella vexata, 1125 nucleotides. RefSeq lists its product as uncharacterized. The annotation marks the transcript as partial. Gene Ontology annotation, cellular component: cytoplasm. The record is from RefSeq and is a predicted model, not a curated record. The transcript is spliced from 2 exons. Gene Ontology annotation, molecular function: GTPase activator activity. Gene Ontology annotation, biological process: small GTPase-mediated signal transduction. Lineage: Eukaryota; Fungi; Ascomycota; Sordariomycetes; Amphisphaeriales; Pseudomassariaceae.